AUGUGUCCCACGGCCGCUCCCGCACCCAGGUGGCUGCUCCUCGCGCUGUGCGCGCUGCUGUCACUGUGGCCGGCAGCCAGAGCCUGGGAGCUCACGAUCCUGCACACCAACGAUGUGCACAGCCGGCUGGAGCAGACCAGUGAGGACUCCACCAAGUGCCUCAACGCUAGCCAGUGCGUCGGCGGCGUGGCAAGGCUCUACACCAAGGUGCAACAGAUCCGCAGGGAGGAACCCAACGUGCUACUGCUGGAUGCCGGCGACCAGUACCAGGGCACCAUCUGGUUCACCGUUUACAAAGGUCUCGAAGUGGCACACUUCAUGAAUACCCUGCGCUACGAUGCCAUGGCACUGGGAAACCAUGAAUUUGAUAACGGUGUGGAAGGACUGAUUGAUCCCCUCCUCAGAAAGGUCAAAUUUCCAAUUCUGAGCGCAAACAUUAAGGCACAGGGGUCACUAGCACCUCAGAUAUCCGGACUGUAUUUGCCAUAUAAAAUUCUUUCUGUCGGUGGUGAGGUUGUGGGGAUUGUUGGAUACACUUCAAAGGAGACCCCCUUCCUCUCGAAUCCAGGGACAAAUUUAGUGUUUGAAGAUGAAAUCACUGCAUUGCAACCUGAAGUAGAUAAACUAAAAACUCUAAAUGUGAACAAAAUCAUUGCACUUGGACACUCUGGUUUUGAAAUGGAUAAACUCAUUGCUCAGAAAGUGAAAGGUGUGGACAUCGUGGUGGGAGGACACUCCAACACCUUUCUUUACACAGGAAAUCCACCUUCCAAAGAAGUGCCUGCUGGGAAGUACCCAUUCAUAGUCACCUCCGAUGAUGGCCGGAAGGUUCCAGUGGUCCAGGCCUAUGCUUUUGGCAAAUACCUAGGCUAUCUGAAGGUUGAGUUUGAUGACAAAGGAAAUGUCAUCACUUCAUACGGAAAUCCCAUUCUUCUGAACAGCAGCAUCCCUGAAGAUCCAACCAUCAAAGCAGACAUUAACCAGUGGAGGAUAAAAUUAGAUAAUUAUUCUACCCAGGAACUGGGGAGAACAAUCGUCUACCUAGAUGGUACCACUCAGACAUGCCGCUUCAGAGAAUGUAACAUGGGCAACCUGAUCUGUGAUGCUAUGAUUAACAACAACCUCAGACACCCAGAUGAAAUGUUCUGGAACCAUGUGUCCAUGUGCAUUUUAAAUGGAGGUGGCAUCCGGUCCCCUAUUGAUGAGAAGAACAAUGGUACAAUCACCUGGGAGAACCUGGCUGCUGUGCUGCCCUUUGGAGGGACAUUUGACCUGGUGCAAAUAAAAGGUUCCACCCUGAAGAAGGCUUUUGAGCACAGUGUGCAUCGUUAUGGCCAGUCCACUGGGGAGUUCCUGCAAGUGGGUGGAAUCCAUGUGGUGUAUGAUCUUACCAGAAAACCCUGGAACAGAGUGGUUCAAUUAGAUGUUCUUUGCACCAAGUGUCGAGUGCCUACUUAUGAGCCUCUGGAAAUGGAUAAAGUGUAUAAAGUGAUCCUCCCCAGCUACCUGGCCAAUGGUGGGGAUGGAUUCCGGAUGAUAAAAGAUGAAUUAUUAAAACAUGACUCUGGUGACCAAGAUAUCAGUGUGGUUUCUGAAUACAUCUCAAAGAUGAAAGUAGUUUAUCCAGCAGUUGAAGGGCGGAUCAAGUUCUCUGCAGGAAGUCACCACCAGGGAACCCUUCCUUUAGUAAUUCUUUCAUUUUGUGCAGCGAUCCUUGUUUUGUACCAAUAAUAAGAAGCCUUGUCCUUGAUGUCAAACUACAU
Messenger RNA from Cricetulus griseus (Chinese hamster), 1763 nucleotides. The record is from RefSeq and is a predicted model, not a curated record. Lineage: Eukaryota; Metazoa; Chordata; Mammalia; Rodentia; Cricetidae.